Messenger RNA from Selaginella moellendorffii, 2615 nucleotides. RefSeq names its product MICOS complex subunit MIC60. Gene Ontology annotation, biological process: cristae formation. NCBI's taxonomy places the organism in Eukaryota, Viridiplantae, Streptophyta, Lycopodiopsida, Selaginellales, Selaginellaceae. The coding region runs from base 73 to 2256 and encodes 727 amino acids. The record is from RefSeq and is a predicted model, not a curated record. The transcript is spliced from 12 exons. Gene Ontology annotation, cellular component: MICOS complex.
GUAUUUUCGUGAGAACUUGGCUAGGGUUUAAGCGCGUCGCCUAGGUCGCGGAGGAAGGGAUGAGCUGAUCCAAUGCGUCUCCAGGGAUUUCUUUCCGAGAUGAUCGUCUCAGGCCGGGCUUCUCAUCGAAUCUCUAAAAGAAGCCUCUACGCUGGAUUAUGGAAGUCCUUCGCUCGCAUCAAUGAGAACGAGUCGCGAAGGUGUUUCUCGAGUCCUGCAAAGGCUCCAACACCGGAUGAGGCCGGGCAGCAAAAAUCCGAGGCUACGAAUAAAGCUACUCCCGCUGGAUCGCCGAAAGUCCAGCCAGCAGCUGGAGCGCCGCCAAAGACCUCGAAUCCACAACAGGCUGUGCAAAAGCCUCCAGUAAAGCCCGCUCAAGUUCCAGUCGCCGGCGCAGCAAAGCCUAUCGUUUCUGCUUUCAAACCUCAGGUAGCUCAAGCUGCUGGAUCUGCUAGCCAGAAACCACAAGCUCCACCUUCCACCGUCCACAAAACUCAAGCUUCUCCUCCUCCACCAGGUCAGAAAGCUCAGGUUUCUCCAGGUGGUGGUGUGAAGACGGUGCCUCCUCCAGUGACCAGAACUGUUCCUCCAGCCGGACAGAAAGUAUCUCAAGCAACUUCUAGCGUGAGUCAGAAACCAAGUACGUGGAAGGUGUUAAUGGCCUCCGGGGCUGUCGGAAGCGUGGUGCUGGGAUUGUUCUACUGGCAGUUCCCCAGAAUUCACGACGGAUCGACAGAUGCUGGAGAUAAAGGGAAGGAUGCCGGUGAUGCUGGCUUUCUUCCUGAUCAGCAGAACGCGGAUGAGAAGUCAGCUGCGGAGGUUGGGAGUUCCGUGGCAACUGAUUCUGGUGAUACAGAGAAGAAAGAAGAAGAAGCUGUUGUGAACGUCGUGGUGGAGCCUGAUAGCAUCACAGUGGAAACUGUGCCGGUGGAGUCAUUAGCUUCUGAUCACGCUGAAAAGGACGAAACCGAGACUGGGAAAAGUAAUGAGGUAGUAGAAGUUAUCGAGGCAGAGGUCCCCUCGGAAGAAAUCGUCGUGGAGAUCGAACCAGAUUCGCAUGAAGAUGUUUCUAUUAUCGUCAGCAAAUCGGAGGAUGAAGAAGCUCAGAUAACUGUAUCUGACGAUAAUCUGGUAGUGAAAAUAAGAGAAGGAAAUGCAGAUAUCUCAGAACCUGUUUUGAUUCAGCGCGGCCACGAAGAUCUUGUUCAAAGGCACGACAAGGGAAACCUGGUGGCAUCUGAUGACAGUGCUACCCCGAAAAGCACUGGAUUGGAUGUUGUCGCUGCCAUUCAUGCAGCCGAACAAAGGCAAGCAGAGAUUGAUGCAAUGGUUUUCAAGGAACAGCUACAAUUUCUUCAGGAGAAGUUCCAACAUGAGUUGACAGAUGCAGAACGGAAGGCCUCGUCGUACCAAGAACAGAUCAGACGCCUUCGGGAGGGCAUGGAGAACCAGAAGCUCACUCAUGUCAGCCAUCUGAAGAAGCAACAAGAGGAAGCUGAGUCUAGAUUUCAAGAAAAAAUGAAACUAAAGGACGAAGAAACUCAACGGCAGUUGGAGGAAGCUGAGCUUCGUGCGAAGGCGGAAUCGGCUGCUGCAAUAAUAGAAGAACGGACAUCCUUUUUGAACGACAUUGGUAGUGUUAAAGUGCAUAUGGAGGCUAUGAACGCUGCCUUGGAAGCGAAAUCGGAAGAAGCCCGUGAGGGCCACGAGAUAAAGCAGCUUUCUUUGGGGGCUUUCGCUUUGGAGGACGCCUUGCAAAACGGAGCACCCAUUGAGAAAGAGGUCACGUCACUUCUAAAAUCGGCCGGUGGCGACCCGCUGGUGGAAGUUGCAGUGAUGACACUGCCAAAAGAGGUAUUGGAAGUGGGAACCUUGACCCCCGCAGAGCUGGACAGAAAGCUGAAAGACAUGGAGGGAGCAUUGAGGGAACUUGCGUUGAUGCCCCCCACUGGCGGGGGAGUCUUGUGCCACUUAAUCGCUCGUCUCGCUUCGGCCCUCAAGUUGCCUGAUCACGCUUUGUAUCUCGACUCUGGAGUGGACGCCGUCCUCGCUCGAGUCCAGGCCUUCGUGGCGAGCGGCAAGCUUCUCGACGCAGCCGAGGUCCUGUCGCUGGGCUUGUCUGGAACAAACGCCGAUAAGCUUGCCGGGGAAUGGGCCACUCAGGCCCGAAACAGAGCCGUCGCGGAACAGGCCUGCGCACUGCUGAGAGCUCACGCAGCGGCACUGGCACUGAGUGAGAGCGAGCAAGCAAGCUAGAGAUAGAAGACGCCAUUGUGUGCUUCCUCUUUAGAGGCACAGGCAAGCGAUUGACAAAGAAGAUGAGAUAGGUGACGAGGAGCAAGAGAAGUAGAGCAGCGAUGAGAGCCAGCGAGAUUCUAUUCCUCUUGACGGCUUUUCCAUAAUGCUUUGGCCUUGGCGGCGGCUGUGCUGCAUCCGAGGAAGAAGGGAAAACGAUGCGAACUUCGUCUGACGAUGCGCUCUUGUUCACUAAACACCACUCGUCCAUGGCUGCCCUAAUAAAGCCGCUCGCCACCUUUUUUAUACGGCCAACAAAUAGCCAUUGUCAUAUAUGGAAAGCAUUCCGGCCACCUUUAAUAAGAAUAUCUUUAAGAUAA